UAAGCGUUGCAGUGCAGUGCAGGCGGUCUCAACUGUCGACCGCGCCACCUUUCCUUGUCCAAGCAGAUCAUCGCCUAUGGCUCCUCGGUUUCCCCUCGUCCUCGUCGGGGCGCUCCUCGCCGUCGCGCUCGGCGCGGUGCCCUGCGAGAGCGCCGCGGCCGCGCCCCGCCUCCGCGGCUCCGUCGCCUGCCUCGACUGCGCCGCGGGACACGACCUCUCCGGUGUGGUGGUGGCGGUGAAAUGCGCCGGCAACGGCGACGGCGGCGGCGCGGGUAUGCACGCGGCGCAGACCGACGGUGGCGGCAACUUCGACGUGGCCGUGCCAGGAGCGUCAGCCUCUUCGGCCUCGCAGCCGUGCGCGGCGAGGGUCCUCGGCGCCACGGAGCAGCUCUGCGCGCCACAGCGGCUCACGGUCGCGCGCGUCGUCCCGGCACGGGCGCGGGCGCCUGGCUCCGCCGCCGCCGCCUCGUAUGUCUUGGGCUCCCGCCUCGCCUUCUUCACAAGGUGCGCCGCAGCUACCGGCAGCUCCGCUGUCGCGACGACCAUGGCGGCCGACCGUGACCACCACCACAACCAGGGGAACGCCCCACCGGAGCCAGAGCUAAGGCCGACGGCCCCGGCGGUGCCGACGCCGGUGUCGCCUCCGCCAUUUGCUGGAGGCGGCAACAGCCCACCCUUCGGUUUUGGAGGACUGCCUCUCAUCGUCUUCUUCCCGUUCAUCCCGAUCAUCGGCAUCCCUUGAACGUGAACGUUGCCGUGUCCGAAGUACUACUAGGACACUUAUAUUUGAAUUACCAUGUCCGGUUCUAAGUAAUCUUCAGGUAUCAUGACAUGAUGCUAGUGUAUGCACGCUAAACAGCAGCCAAUAAUGCGCAGGAGAUUGUAUUUUCCAGCGAGUAA
Molecule: messenger RNA, 900 nt
Organism: Sorghum bicolor (sorghum)
Lineage: Eukaryota; Viridiplantae; Streptophyta; Magnoliopsida; Poales; Poaceae
Exons: 2
Coding region: 77-742 (221 amino acids)
Source: RefSeq, a predicted model, not a curated record